Messenger RNA from Vanrija pseudolonga, 4689 nucleotides. RefSeq names its product putative ubiquitin carboxyl-terminal hydrolase 2 (gene ubp2). Gene Ontology annotation, biological process: proteasome-mediated ubiquitin-dependent protein catabolic process; protein deubiquitination; regulation of proteasomal protein catabolic process. The transcript has 9 exons. The record is from RefSeq and is a predicted model, not a curated record. NCBI's taxonomy places the organism in Eukaryota, Fungi, Basidiomycota, Tremellomycetes, Trichosporonales, Trichosporonaceae. The coding region runs from base 167 to 4675 and encodes 1502 amino acids. Gene Ontology annotation, molecular function: proteasome binding; cysteine-type deubiquitinase activity.
GUGUCGGUCAGCAUCGUCUCCCUCUUGCAACAACAAUCAACUCGUCUUGCAACAGCACUCUCACUCACAAACGUGCCAGUCUAGCCCAUACACAGGCUGGAGAGCGUAUCUUCGUCCCUCCCUGUGAGCCGCUCAGCCUAGCGCUGAUCGACAAGGCUCCACCAUCAUGACUGCGACCAACAAUAACGAGCUGCGAAGCUCCCCACCAUCACGGAGGACAUCUGUGGCUGAGCAGGGCGCAGCGUCCGACUCUGGGGCCGGCCCGUCGUCCUCCAGACGUCCGUUGCCACCUCGUCCAGCUGGCCCUCGCAGCCCAGAGCGCUCGGGAUCUAUCCACACGUCGUACACGGUCACCCCAGCUCCAGCUCCAACGCAGUCGCCUGCCUCUGUGGCCCCGCCUGCCCCUCUCGCUCCCGUCAGCAGCUACCCUACGCCUCUGCCAGCCCCUCCAGGAAUACCAGAGCUGCCUUCCCUCCUCCCGGUUGAAGGAGCCCCUGACACGGACGUUACCGUCACUGUUGCGCCGAUCGACUCGUCUCCGCUGGUUUCUUUGCAUGACACCGAGCUCCCAGCGUACGAAUACCGGUCUCCCGAGGCUGUUAUCGAGAGCAUCGAUGAGCCAUCGGCCUCCAACCUGCCGCCGGGGGUGCUGGCCGAGCACGUCGCCGACGAUGACGACGACGUGGACUUUGUUCACCGCGAAUGGGCAGCGGGGGGCAACAAUGGUGGCAACGCGCGGCUCAGCGGCAUGGACGUGGACCUCGAUUCUUCCACGUUCGUGCCAGCCAUUCCUGAACGGCCACAGAUCGGCCCCGGCGUGCUGGCUAGGCGCUGGCUGGAAGGGAUCCACCCUCACCACGUUUAUCAACCUAUUAUCACCGAGCUCCCCAAGCCACCAUUGCCCAAGACGCCAUCGAGGCAGCCGACGCUCUCGGACGAAACGGCUGGAUCUCCUCCGUCCGCUGGGGCUGGAGGAGCGGAGCCUCCUGCUCCCUCACCCACAGUCGCGCCGCUUACUCUCGACGACGUGUUUGCGGCCCUCCCAGGCGGCAAGGAGCACCACCACGAGUGGUACUUCUGCCCCGAUUGCUGGGGAUGGCUCCAUGUCACCAUGGGCAGCGGUGACAUCCCAGGCAUCCUCGAUAUGGAGGAAUGGGAGAAGAAAGCGGAGUUUGGCAGCCAGCUCGACCGUGAGAAGUCACGGACAGGCCGACUGGCGCAGCUAUCCCGACUGAAGGACAUUGCGACAUCGCGCUCAGUGCCGGUCAAAAACCAGCACCACUUCCACAGCUUUUACAAUCUUAUCCUGCCAACCGCCGAGCGACGCAUUGACCGCGUUCAACCGGAGGGGUACAAGGACGCCUUUUCGCACUUGGAUCUCAGCUACGGCGCCCCGCCCGCCGAGCUCGUUGAGUUCAAGGACUUCUCGAAUAACGCGGCGCUCUGGGUCAGCUGCUCGUCGGACGCAUGGGUCUUCAUCGAUCAAGGCCCAUUCCCAGGUCAAAUCCCCGUCGGGCUGGUCCAGGAGUUCACGGCCGAGAAGAAGGAGAACCCCAAUGUCGGAGUGGACAGGUACCAGAGCGUGGUGGACGCUUGGAGUUUGAUCAUUACGCUUCUCCAGAAUCCGCUGUUUAGAGGCAACCGUGGCUGGGUCAAGCUGGAGAAUAAGACAUUCAGCUCCAAGAUCGGGGCAUCACUAAGAUCUUCCCAUCUCCUGGAGCGCGUGGGCUUUGGGUGCAAGCUGGAGGAUGAAGGAUACAGAGUCGGGCCGUUUGCCCAGGGCGACCUCAUCACGGACGAGCAUGUUGCCCAGAUGAGUGCCUACAUGGCCCGCACCUGGGUCGAGGUGACACUCUGGCUUCAGCAUUACCAGCGCCUGAAUGGCCUUGGAUUGUCGUCCGAGUGGAUCCGCAGCAAGACUCUUGGCGAAGACCUGGAUCGUUUGCUUCACGUCUCCAAGCUUCCUCAAAAAUCGCUGCCGUACUCGGGAGACCUGUACCAAGCCCUCGGUACGCUUGGCGCGUCCAUCCACGAUGUCCCGUCGACUAUCGAGGAUGGCUACGACCUGCAGGUAUCCGACGAUGCCCAACGAACGCCAUACUACCUCGGCGCGCUUGAGAGGGUAGCGAAGGCCCCAGGUCCAGGGAGCGACACGCUACAGAUUCGUGUGGCGACAGAGCGGUCGAUGGACCGGUACACGGAUGAGGACAUCGACGAGGCAUACAGCCUCAUCGGAUGUACCCCUGAACACUGCUCAACCAUCAUGGUUGAGCGUGAAGAGAUGCCGGUCGAGCACCUGCUGGAUCUUCAUCGCACUGCCAUGUCGUCAGCUUCCGAUAGCAGGCGCCCCGACAUCAGCCGCGCGCUGUUCAUCAUUGGCAAAGACCGCGGCAACGACAUGAUGGUCCAGCUGGGCAAGAACGGCGGAUCGUACCUCUCUCUCGAUCAAGCGUACCGCGAGUUCAACCUCUCGCGAGACAUCCCGAUUGACGAUGAGAUGCUCAUCAUGACCUAUGAUGGCUGGAUCUCGGAUAGACCAUCUCGCGCGGACCACUACCGCAUGGCACUGUCAAUUAUCGCCAAUGCGCCUGGAGAAGAAAGACCAGUGCUUCAGGCAUACUUGUCGGGUAAGGACAUCUCCGAGUUCCAAGGCCCUGUUCGUCGAGAUCUACCUGCCGGACUGAGGAACAUCGGCAACACCUGCUAUCUGAACUCGGUCCUCCAGUUCCUCUACACCGUCAAGCCUGUUCGCGAUGCUGUCACCAACUUCGAACAGUCGUUGAUCAGCAUGACUGGGGACGACGAGGACUCUGCCAAGAACAAGGAGAAGCUGCUGAAGGUCCAGUCCUCUCAGCGCUUCGUGCGACACCUCAAGGACCUCUUCAAUGAGAUGUACACGACAGACCGCACUGCCGUCGUUCCGCAGGAAGAGCUAGCUCGUCUGGCUAUUCUCCCCAUUGACCUCGUUGGAGAGCGUGCGCCCGCGUCUGCGCCGAAGGGGCGUGUGACGAUCGACUCGUUGCCGACAGUCCUGUCGCCCAUUUCAUCGAACGCCGCCACUGCAGCUGGCGACUCUGGACCACCGACACCGCAGUCGAUUGACUACUCCCCUCCUUCGAGCCCGCCUCCUGGUGCCCGCCCACUCGUAGAGACCCCGGACAGGCGCACGUCCGUUCUGGGAAAGCGCGCUAGCCAGGACAGAGAAUCGGCGUUUGGUGGCUCGGAGGAGCGUCUACGCAGGUUGACGGACGACAGGAGCGAUAUGAUCGAGUUGGACUCACCCACCGAGGCAACUGUUAGUCCACCGGAGACCAAUGAAGACGUGGAGAUGGUCCCCAUCUCUCGCUCAAGCACGACCGACCUGGGCAUUCCCAGCGGCUUAUCAACGCUUGAGCUGACCUCGCCCAUGACUGAGGAGCCCCCGACGCCUCUGACGGCUCUGCCUACCCGAGCGGCAACUGGAAUUGCGACACCAGAGGACUCGCCGCCUCAUGUGCCAGCCCCAUUGCCAGCCCCCGCCGCCGCGCCGCAGCGAAAGGCCCCUCCACCGCUUCCACCCAGGCGCCCUUCCAUGGCGCUUGUGGCAGCGGAGAAGUUUGGUCUGCAGCAGGACGCCGCCGAGAUUCUCAUCAACGUCCUUGCGCAGCUCGAAUAUGCCUUUGACCGUCAGUCUGAUGACCAGGGCCAUGAGCUGCCCAACUUGAUUCAGAGCCUCUUCUCGUCCAAGUUCCAGCAACAAAUGUCGCUUGAAUCGACUGAUGGUUCACCUCCCCAGACGAAUGAGCCCGUGGAGUCUGUCUUUGUCCACCCCAUCAUUGGUGUCGAGGAGGACGGCAAGGACCUGUACGACUGCCUGUCCGAGCUGUACCUCGGAGGCGCUGAGAUCGAGUACGAGGGCAAGAAGGGAUUCAAGAUGGACCUCAUUGACGAGUUGCCACCGCUGUUGUACAUCCAGAUGAGGCGCUCGCAGUACGACCCCAUCAAACGAGCACAGACCAAGACGAACACGCACAUUCCGUUCGGACGCAAGCUGAUCAUGGACCGGUUCUUGGCGAGCGCGGACCCGGCCAAGAGGCAGCGCUCUAUCACGCUUACGCGUGAGAUGAUGCAGAUGAGGGCGAGACGCCACGAGCUCAAGAACCACAAGCCAAUGGCCAUUGCGGAAACGUUCCGGUUUGUGCGCGAGGCACUGUCAACCGAUGCGGCCAAGGCGAUUCUUGCGAGCACGGACGAUUCCGCAGUCACCCCCGACCUGCUCGAAGCACUUGGUCUUGAGGCUUCGGCUGCGGACGAGGAGAUUGCCAACAUUGAGGCGAGACUUCCUGAGGCCAAGGAGGAGUUGGAGCGGCUGUGGGCCAACGACAACACGACCGAGUACGAGCUCGUGUCUGUGUUUGUGCACGGUGGCACUGGCACGGGAGGUCACUACUGGACAUACCAGGCGGACCUGCCGCGUGAUGGCGACAAAUACUUUUACUACAGCGACGAGGUGGUCAAGGACGUUCCCGCGACCGAUGUCUUCAGCGACAAGUCGGCGCAGGGUGUCAGCCCAGCGCUGUUGUGCUAUGUGCGCAAGGACCGCAGCCUGGUGGACACGUUGCACCGUGCGGCGGCUCCCGCGGAGGGGGAGGCGGUGGCGAAGGCGGCGGAGACUGCGUCGACGGGAGGUUGGUGAGGGUGAGGGAAGGG